This is a messenger RNA of Lodderomyces beijingensis, 2865 nucleotides long. The record is from the annotation of a GenBank genome assembly. Lineage: Eukaryota; Fungi; Ascomycota; Pichiomycetes; Serinales; Debaryomycetaceae.
AUGAUAGUCGACAAUUCGUCCUCACCUUCCAAACGCGUAUCUAGAAGUGACGGAUCCAUUCGCCAGCGGUCACCACUCUAUCAUGAAACUCCAGUGAAGGAAUCGACCAACAACUUUCAUGCCAAGUCCACGUCGCAAAAGUCGAUACUAGACAUGUCCUCAAUAACGCGCCAUUCCUAUCGACGAAGAACGACGCAUAACUCGGGCAGAGAAAACCGGUACAAUGCCAUAUCUCCAUAUGAACGCCGCCGCGCGCCGCUGAAACGGUCGGAAAACUUGAAAUUGAGCAAGGAAGUCGAUGAGAUUUUGAACCGGUCAUCCGGUCUGAAAAACGCGCGCAGGGCGAGCGAGAUAAGGAGGCAUUUGGAUAGUGAUUUGGGAAGUGGGUCCGAGAUGGGGGAUGCGAGCUCGCCGUUGAGAAAUAGGAAAGCUAGAGUGGCUGCGCUGGUGGGGAUGGGUGGCUUGAACCGCAUACCCAGCUUGAAACAAGAUGACCACAAGGAGCAGCAGCAGCAGAUGCAUCAACGGGAAGAAGGAAUCCACGAGGAGGAUCAUCUGCCACUGCUGGAAAAAGCCUCCCCGGUUGAAUCAAGGGCAACCACUGCGCGGAAGGGUUUGCAGUCGGGUGAAAAAGUGGCUGAUGACCAGUGGGGGGUGGGAGAGGACCAGAUUGACGAGGAAAGCAGCGAUUUUGAGAAUCCCGAUGAUGAUUUGUAUCUGAAAGAACCCACACAAACUUUGAACCAUACGGAAUUGACGAAAAUUAUCCGUGGCCUGAGAAACGAAACGCAGCAUGGGUCCGAAGAGCGCGCGGGAGAUGGAGGUGAAACAGAAGGCGACAUUCACGACUCGGGUCCGGGUCGAGGCUCUCUAGAAGCGUCUGGAUCGCCUGAUCGAGCUGAUGGUGGUCAUCUCACGGAGGGUGACCACGACCUUGCGAUUCACGAGCGUGAUGAGAAUUUUGAAGAUGACAAUGGCAAUGGCAAUGGCAAUGACAACGUCCAUGACGAUGGAGAUGGAAAUGGAGACAGAGACCAAACAUCUGAUCAUUUGCUAGACUCACCGGACUCUAGACCCGUGUUCUCUGGCCGUUACCUAAAGGGAAUAGAGACCCGCCACAUUGAGAGAUACCGAGAAUUGGAGAAACAGUUGGAGGAAACGAAAAGCAAAGUCCAGGAGCAGAUGGAACUAACUCAAGAGUUAUUCUCUGCCAAUCAACGACUCGAAACUUUGGCGAGGGAGUCGCAGGACAGAGAACAUGCUAUGAAAGCGUCGUUGGAAAUGGUGCGCGUGCAACUCGCCGAUUCCGAGAAGCGGGUGGCCAAAUCGAUGAGAAACGAAUCGAUUGCUGAAAAUACAAUUUUGAAGUUGAGACGCGAGAUUCACGAGACCAAAACUAACGCGCACGAGACAGAGCAGAAUGUGCGUCUUCUCAAGGAAAGCAACGCGGAGUUGGAGACUAGGAUCCGGGAAAGUGACCAGUCGUUGAGCACCUUGAGAAAAAUGUACAAUGACCAGACUGCAAUUGUGCACCAACUCAAGGAGGAAAAAAACCAAAUUUCUCAGAAUGCCGAAAAACUUGAAGCAAAACUUACGUCUGUUGAAAAGCUGCAAGCCAGCAAGGAUGGACAAAUUGCCGAUCUUGAGAAUGAACUAGAGAAGAUCAGAGAUGCUGCCGCCGACGCCGAGCAAAGAGCCGAGGAAGCAGAAUUGAAGAUUGCAAACUUGGAGUUGGCCAAAAAGAACCUCCUUGCUACAGUAAGCGAGCAUGAAGACUUGAUAAAAAGCUACGAUGUGGAGUUUGAGCGUGCCAAACGAGAUUUUGAGCACAAUAUUGCCGAGAUGCAAGCCAAAUCGGAGCAACGAACCGGGGAGCUAGACAUGGAGCUUUCCAAUGCCACGCAGCAAAGCUCAAAGUUGAAAGAAACAAUCACGUCCUUGCAAUUGGCUGUUGUCAAAGCCGACGAGAAAGUUGCUGACUACGAGGUGCUUUUGCAAAAGUACGAGGAUUCAAAAAGUAAAUUCGAAAUGACACAAGCACAAGUCGAGAAAGUUAACCACGAGCUUCUGCGCGUUAGGGAUGAACAACAGCAACAGAUGGCCAGUAGGGACCAAAAAAUUGCGGAAUUGGAGCAGUCAAUCCAAAACUCUCAACUCGAGUCUGCCAAGUUAUCCGCGGAGGCCGAAAGCCUCAGACUAUUGCUUGCUGAAAAGGACUCAGAGAAUUCCAAAACAGCAGCAAAGGAAAGAGCCCGAGUUGAGGCUGACGUUGCAGAGUUGCAAACACGCUGUGCACAAUUUGAGCGGACCAUCAAGGACAAGGAUGAGCAGAUUGCUCAACUUGAGUCGCUGACAGCGAAACAGAUGGACCAACUCGACGAGUACUUGGUUCUUCACCGACAACAGAGCAGCAAAUUGGAGGACAGCCAAGCAGAGCUCGCCAAGAAGAGCGAGCAGAAUAAGAUUUACGAAAGCAAGAUUGGCGAUUUGCUCGAUGCUAUUGACAAGCUCCGGCUCGAGAAUGACGAGUUGAACAGCCAGCACAAGUUGCAGCAGGAAGAAAACCAAACUCUUGGACUUGAGUUGCGUCAAGCGCAGGAGUCGUUUGAGCUGCAAAUUGAGCGAAUUUAUGAUUCUGUGUAUAAAGAGUACGCCGAGAAGCACACCAGGAAGAUGCAUGAGCUCAAGGCUUAUUACGAAGGGCAACUCAAUGCCAGGGCGGGCGAGAUGAAGAAAACCACGAGGGAUUUAGAUUUCGCUAAAGCGCAAGUGGAGAAGUUGCGAGCCGAUUACGUCAAGCUUCUUUCUGAGAAAUGUGCAUCUCCACAAAAGGGAGAGCCAACGUUGGAUGGUUCGAGGAUUUAG